AUGGCCCACCCCUCCAACCCGCCCACCACCGCCACCCCCCUCGACAUAACCCACUACCCCACCGCGGGCUUCUGCCGGGGCGGCGGCGGCGGCGGCGGCGGCUUCUUCCCGCUCGCGCGGCACCGGCACGAGCCGCUCGCCAACGCGGGCUGCCUGGCGGCGCGGCGCGACUGGGCGCGCCACACGGGCCUGCCGGCGGGCGAGUUCGGCGCGUGCAACCCGCGGAACGGCAACUUUGUGGCGCUGCUGUUCCCGCUGUGUAGGGUGGAGCGGCUGUGGGUGGUGGGGUAUGUUACGGAGUAUUCGUUUCUGCAUGAUAGCGUGGUUGAGGGGUUGGGUGAGGAGAGUUCAGCUCAAAGGGACAAGUUUGGUCUCGGGGAACUAGAAACCGCGAGGCCCACUCUCAAGGCUGGGAGGAAACAGAUACAGGCCAAAAUAGUGUCCCUGUUGUCCGAGACGGACAAGGCGGGUGCCGCGAGGGUCAUGGACGUCUGGAAGACCAUGCUCUCGAGGACGCUCCGAGACAAGACCAAGGAUUUCGCAAACUUGGAAGAGUACAUCGAGUUUCGCAGCAUCGACACGGGCGGAGCGUUCGGCGAAGCCCUCAUGUUGUUCGGCCUGGGCCUGACCCUGACCCGGGAGGAAGACGCCCUGCUCGCAAACGUCACCCAGCCGUGCUACGCCUGCUUUGCCCUGGCCAACGACUACUUCUCGUUCGAUCGCGAAUGGGCGGAAACGCAAGCCAACCCGCGGGCUUCCAAGCCCAUCAACGCCGUGUGGCUGUACAUGCGGUGGCGGGGGGUCAGCGCGGCCGUCGCAAAGCGGCUCGUGGCGAAGGCCUCGAACCGGUACGAGGCACGGUUCCUUGAGCUCUGUGAGCGGUUCAGACGGGAGCAUAAGCCGAUCUCUCCCAAGUUGGACCUGUACCUGCGGGGGCUGUCGUACCAGGUCAGCGGCAAUGUGGUUUGGAGCCUCAACUGCCCGCGCUACUACCCUGAGUUCCGGUACGAUCCGAAUGCGGGCCUCGAGGAUUCCAUCACGUCUGAGCUGCGGGGGAAGAAACUCGUUGCUAGCGAGGGCGACGCGCAAGCCGAGUAG
Messenger RNA from Chaetomium fimeti, 1098 nucleotides. Its product is annotated as isoprenoid synthase domain-containing protein. The record is from RefSeq and is a predicted model, not a curated record. Lineage: Eukaryota; Fungi; Ascomycota; Sordariomycetes; Sordariales; Chaetomiaceae. The transcript is spliced from 4 exons. The coding region runs from base 1 to 1098 and encodes 365 amino acids.